CCUUUCUCCUACCUGUUACCUCUCCCCUGCUGUCUGCCAUACCUUUCUUAAUUUCUUUUUUUCUUUUAAUUAAUCUAAACUCUGGAUCAAGGAUGGCACCUCUUCUCACGCAACCGUCUUCUUUGCUCUGAGCAUUCAGGUGGGUCCCAGUCCAAAACAGGCAAAGCAAGGACUAAAGCAAGACUAACCUACUGGAGAUGUAUUAUGUUUGGUGUCGUCUUUAAGGAACUUGGACACAAGGGGAGAUAAUUUGAAAAAAAUAUUUUUUUUUAUUUUUAUGGUUGCGCUCUUUGGAUUACCUAUGGUAUUUUUUCACAAUAAAAGACCAAAGAGAACUCCUCCUGCUGUGUUCUUCUGUACAAUUAAUCCACCCGGGGCCUGGAUGGUGCUGUUCAACGACUGGCAACGCUGACAUGGGUCCUGUAGAAAAACUGCUCCAGGCAGUGAUGGCUUGGGGUUGUGUUGUCGCCUGUCCAGCUUUGGACUAGAGGCCUGCUGAGUGCCAAGGGAGAAGGUCCCAUACACAAAGACACACUCGCUGUCACACUAAUCACUAUAAACUCUCCACUCCUCUUCUGUGUCUGAAGCGUCGGAAUAGCUGUGUGAGAAAAUGGCAAGUCACAGAGACCCCCGCUUUCUGCACAACCUGUCCUACCACCCACGAUGGCGGCAAGACCCAGUAAAGGUCAGGAGGAAAAAACAUGGACUGAAAGUGGCUGCAAACAGCUGCAGUAGAGUGUUUGAAUCAUUAGCAGCAUCAUUAUCAUUGUCAUCAAGAUCAUCGUCAUCGAAACCACAGAUGCCAUCAUCCCCUGUGCAACGCUACAGGAGAUGGUGGGGGAACUGGCUCCUUCUGCCCUUACUCAUUGUCUCAUUGAUGCCCUGUCAAGCCUGGGCGACCACUUUCAAGGUGGCCCUGGUUGGACCCUGGACAUGUGACCUCUUAUACUCUAAAGCACUACCGGACUUGGCGGCCCGCCUCGCCACGGCGCGUAUAAACAAGGACCCCUAUCUAAACAAAGGCUAUUGGUAUGACUACGCACUGAUCAAUGAGGACUGCGACUCGUCCCGUGCUCUUGCUCGCUUUGCUGAGCUGGAUGGUUAUGGUGCUGCUUUCUUGGGCCCCGCCAACCCAGCAUACUGCUCCUCAGCAGCUUUGUACACAAAAGAGUGGGAUGUUGGGAUUCUUUCCUGGGGUUGCCUCAAACCUGAGAUGAAAAAAGGAGGGAUGUACCCCACCUUCCUGAGGCCAUUGCCGCUAUCCUCCCGUGUGCUUUUCACUGUGUUGCGGUUCUUCCGCUGGGCACACGUUGCCAUCAUUUCAGAAGAGACGGACAUUUGGGAAGCCACGGGACAGGAGCUGGCGUCGUCACUGAGGGCCCUCGGCCUGCCUGUCAACCCUGUUGUAACUAUGGAGGCCGACAAGGACGGGCCUCGCAGAGCCCUGACAGAAAUAAGGGAAGCAGACCGGGUCAGAGUGGUCAUCAUGUGCAUGCCUUCUGUACUCAUUGGUGGCCAAGCCCAGUACCGACUUCUGACUACAGCACUGGCUAUGCGUAUGAUCGACCGUGGCUACGUGUUCAUCCCCUACGACACGCUCCUGUACUCAUUACCUUACAAAGAUGCCAACUACUAUGCUCUUGGCAAUGACACAAACCUGCGAAAAGCAUAUGAUGGAGUCGUCACCAUAACUAUGGAUUCUGGUGAGCGCAAUUUCCAUGAGGCCUUCAAAGAUGCUCAGAACAGCUUUGAAAUCCGCAGCAACACACCACCAGAGGAGGUUUCUCCAUUCUUCGGCACCAUCUACAACAUGAUGUAUUACAUUGCGAUGGCCGCUGAGCAGGCACGGACCAAGGGGGGUCGCUGGGUCACUGGUCAGAUACUGGGCGACAGUGAAGGCGGCUUUCAAUUUGAAGGCUUUAAUCAGCACUUGAUGGCCGGCAGGGGAGGAGAAGGCAUGCAGGCUCGCUACGUAGUACUGGACUACAGUGGCAUGGGCACCUCUCUCUACUCCACUCACACUCUGGACGCUGCUCACACGGAUGGGAAGACCGGGGGCCUGAAGUACCUUGGUCGUUCCAUCCAUUUCGCAGGCAGUACGCCUUACAAAGACUCGAGCUGCUGGUUCAGCCCCUAUUUUGCCUGUACCGGAGGCCUGGAUUCAGUCACUUUGUUCUUUCUUCUGCUCUUGUUCAUUGCAUUGUCUGGUUGUGGAGUCAACUUCUUCAAACGUUACAGGAAAACUGGCAUGGUUGGGUUCAGCUUUGGAGGCAGCGGCACUGGAGGCCCAAGGAAGAUAGUUCUUACCCUGGAUGACCUGGUGUUCAUCAACACUCAAAUUAGCAAAAGGAAGCUCAACGAUGAAAGCAUCCUGAGGAGCACGCUGGAUAUGAAGACGCCUCAGCACUCCGUGUCAGGCCGCAGCUACAUGGCCACAUCGCCAGACAGCUCGAAUGUUGCCGUGUUUCAGGGUGACUGGGUUUGGUUGAAGAAAUGUCCCGGUAGAUCAGUAUCAGAUGUCAACAGCAGCACCGAGUUGGUCUUUGUCAAGCUCAAACACAUGAGACAUGAGAACCUCAAUCUGUUCCUGGGGCUGUUCUUCGACUCUGCAAUCUUUGGCAUUGUGACUGAGCACUGCUCCAGGGGCAGCCUGGAGGAUCUGCUCAACAACGAGGAAGUGCGUCUUGAUUGGAUGUUCAAGUCUUCCCUGAUGAUGGAUCUGAUCCGGGGAAUGAAGUACCUGCACAAUCAUGACAUCGUCCAUGGACGGCUCAAAUCCCGUAACUGUGUGGUCGACGGGCGCUUUGUGUUGAAGGUGACAGAUUAUGGGUUCAAUGAAAUUUUGAUGGCCCAAAGUAUUGACACCGAUGAGGAAAAGCCAGAGAAUCUGCUUUGGACGGCUCCUGAGCUGCUGAGAAGUCCUGGUCUGAGGAGGAAGGGGACUUUCUCUGGAGACGUCUACAGCUUUGCCGUCAUUAUGCAGGAGAUCAUCUCUCGUUCUGCACCUUUCUGCAUGUUGGACAUGCCUCCUAAGGAGAUUAUCAACAAGGUCAAAGAGCCUCCUCCUUUGUGUCGGCCUACUGUGUCAGUGGACGAGGCCCCUCUGGACGUGAUACAGGUUAUGAAACAGGCCUGGAGCGAAGAGCCAGAGAAGAGGCCGAACUUUGAGGAGAUCUUCAAACAGUUCAAGCGCAUCACAAUGGGAAAGAAGACCAACAUCAUUGACUCCAUGCUGCGGAUGUUGGAGCAGUACUCGUCCAACCUGGAGGAUCUGAUCAGAGAGAGGACGGAGGAGCUGGAGGUGGAGAGACAGAAGACUGACAACCUGGUGGCUCAGAUGUUGCCCAGGACCGUGGCCCAGGCGCUGAAGACAGGCAAACCCGUCAAACCGGAGCAUUUCAGCGACGUCACUCUGUACUUCAGUGACAUCGUGGGCUUCACCACCAUCUCAGCUCUCAGUGAGCCCAUCGAGGUGGUUGACCUACUCAAUGACCUCUACACACUCUUCGAUGCUAUCAUUGGGCUGCAUGAUGUCUACAAGGUGGAAACUAUUGGAGAUGCCUACAUGUGCGCCUCAGGAGUCCCCACCAGGAACGGGAACCGCCACGCAGCCGAGAUGGCCAACAUGUCCCUGGACAUCCUCCACUGCAUCGGGACCUUCAAGAUGAGGCACAUGCCUGAGCUCAGAGUCAGGAUCCGUAUUGGCCUGCACUCCGGCCCAGUCGUAGCAGGAGUAGUGGGUCUUACCAUGCCUCGGUACUGUCUGUUUGGAGACACUGUCAACACAGCAUCUCGAAUGGAGUCCACAGGGUUGCCUUACAGAAUCCAUGUCAACCAAAGCACAGUCGAUAUCCUGAACAGCUUGAAGCUGGGAUACAAAAUUCAAGUCCGAGGCAUGACGGAGUUAAAGGGAAAAGGUAUAGAGACCACAUAUUGGUUGGUGGGGAGGGAAGAUUUCGACAAGCCUCUGCCUAUUCCUCCAGACCUUCAAGGGGGACGCAAUCAUGGUAUCGGCUUAGAUGAGAUACCUGUCGACAGAAGACAAAAGUUCCUGGAUCGACAGAAGAAGAUGGGCUAGAGCGGCGUUUUUCACUGAAGCCCCAGGACGGAGAAGUGGUACCUUCUAGAACAACACUGUUUUACACUGAAAAAGAGAGAUGUCUGAAUGCAAAGUGAACAGUGCUGAAAUCAUAAUCCACAAUGUACUAUAAUUUCUUCUCCACUCAAAAUGAAACCCUGAACCACGUGACAUGGAAAUUCACACUUUUUUGGAUUUUUCGGAGUCAUAUCUACUAUUUAUAUCAUCUUUUUCCUGGCGAUUAUCAUUCUCUCCAGUCAUAGCAGUAGCACAUGAGUGCCAUGAUCAACCCUGGCUCCAAGAAACAGAAAUGAGCCAAAUAGAGGUGACAGUCCAUAUUUGUUCAACACUUUUUUUUUUACACCAGCAGAAUAUGAAAACCAUGGUUGACUUAAAGGGUCCGAAAUGUGUUGGCUUAGAGGACACAGAACGCCGAACUAGAUGAUGGGUGUGUCUACAUAUAGGAUCACAGUAUACACAUGUAAUACUGCUGUACUCCAUGUACUGUACAGAUUCGUACUGAUCUCUGUGCUUUGUAGAGAUGUUGUAGAGAUUUCAUCAUGAACACCGUAUGGGUGGAAGCUAGUACUGCUGGACUAUUCACCUCGGGUAUAACAGAGUCUAUGCUGCUAUACUCACGUUAGAGGCAUUAGCCUUUUACAUCAGCAAAAAAACUGUUGCAUGAAUUAAAAAAUUGUCAUUGUGACAAAAGGCUGGGAACGCUGGAUGGGUUGGUCACGGUCGAGAGCUCAGGUCAAGGGUUCUUGUAUAGUGCAUCGGUUUGAUUAUUCACCGCGUUGACAAAUUGAGCUUUAUCAUCCAAAAAAUGAUCAAAAUAUGUCAAACACAGCAUCUGGUUUGUUUAUUUAGCAUCAGAUUUAGUUAUCAUCAUAUCAUUUUUUUAAGUUAACACACUUUUUAAAAUGUAUUCUGGGUCUCUCUAUUCAACCCACUACUGCAAUAGGCCUAUUUGCUUUGACUGAUAGGUCUGUUUCAUAACAUAUCCAUUUAAUUAUGUGUAUCUAAAUGCAAAAUGUGCUCUAGAAAAUUAGCUUAAAUGAUUUGUUUCAAUGGGCGACAACACAGACACAGAUUGAAAAGCACCUUGGGGCCGAAACACGUGCAAAUCUGGAAAUAAUUAAUACAUUCUAAGAGAAAUACCAUGGGACCCACUUCACAUCUGACUUAUGAUUUGCACCAACAGUAUGUUUCUCGCCCUAAUGAUUAUAUGAUGCUACACCCAGUAUAGGGGGCUUUUUUUUUGAAUGAUGUGUGUUCCUUUCAACGUCAUGCCGACAUUUUUCUACCAAAACAUAGAAGUCCAACGCAGCAUGCAAACAAGACACAAACUACUGUUCACUAAAAUGAUGCACGGUCAUGCAGCUUCAUCCCACAGAACGUGUAGCAGGUUGCUGAAACACGCUGCAUGUUUUGUACAGCAUGUUGUAUGUUCUCAAUAUGACAGCAAUACAGACAGAAAAACAAUAUAUCUGCUCUGUGCUGAUCUGCCCAUCAUUUCCAUUGAUGCGCUUCGGCAGACUGAGCCUUUUCACUUGUCGUCGUCCUUUUAAGGAAAACGUCUUUGUCUGGGUUUCAAGGCAUUGUCCUCUCAUCACUGCCGCUGUUUGGGAUCCUACAACAAAUGUUCACUAAUUCCACCUCCCAUGCCCACCCCCCUGUGGAUCCUAGUUGAAUUUUGCAGAAUAUAUGAGGGGGGAUAUAAAAAGAGAGGGGGGCAGAGACUUCUGAGUAAUUUCUCUUUGGCCUGGCGAUGUGUACUGUAUAUACUGUAAAUCUGUACAUAGUUUGCAUCCUACCGGGUUAGGAACAUGUUAGUGUUGUUGUUUUCUUUUUCCUGCUCGGGUUGCCUAAAGAUCUAACACAAAUGGAGAUAUCAACAAAACCAAGCACACUAAACCAACUCAUAUUGAAAUAAAAUCAUGCAACCACGUUGUCCACGCGCUCCCUGUUGGCCUGCUGGCUGUCCGCUGCAGCACUGAUAUUGGAGCAAUAAUAGGCGGGCAGUGUCAGUGUGUGAUUUAACUUGGACAACACUUUCGGUCUGCAGACAUUUUGUCCUUGGGAGCUCAGUGCUGACCACUUCAAGUAUCCACUGACUUGUCACAGUGGCUCACCAAAUAUACCAGCAACAAAAAAAGAGAAAGAGAGAGGGGGGGGGGGGGUUGCAUCUGAUGACUUGAUCAUCAGCUUGCUUCUUUGUGGUGUAGUCUUUCACACCAUUAAGUGUUUAGCGACCAGCACUGGCUCUUCGUGCUCAAUUAAACCCCACAGGAAGAGGGAACACAGGGUUCUGCAUCAAGAUGAAGAAGAUGGGGGAAGCUGGAGCGUCUCUUUGAUCGGUAUCUAAAGAACAAUAUGAGUUAUUCUAGUGCACAUAGGUAGGAUCCACUUUUUUUCUAGAUUUUUAAACAUUUUGCCAAAUAGAUAGAUAUAAUCAAAUCCGAAUGGACUGUAUUGUUCAUUUUCAAAGUGAUUCCAAUGUGUUUCUGUAAAUAAAUUAUGAUUUUAGUGAA
Molecule: messenger RNA, 6612 nt
Organism: Scophthalmus maximus (turbot)
Lineage: Eukaryota; Metazoa; Chordata; Actinopteri; Pleuronectiformes; Scophthalmidae
Gene: gucy2d
Product: guanylate cyclase 2D, retinal
Exons: 19
Coding region: 611-4078 (1155 amino acids)
Biological process (GO): protein phosphorylation; intracellular signal transduction; cGMP biosynthetic process
Molecular function (GO): guanylate cyclase activity; ATP binding; protein kinase activity
Source: RefSeq, a predicted model, not a curated record